Messenger RNA from Fulvia fulva, 1098 nucleotides. RefSeq lists its product as uncharacterized. Bases 1 to 1098 code for a protein of 365 amino acids. NCBI's taxonomy places the organism in Eukaryota, Fungi, Ascomycota, Dothideomycetes, Mycosphaerellales, Mycosphaerellaceae. The record is from RefSeq and is a predicted model, not a curated record. The transcript is spliced from 2 exons.
AUGUCUACUGCGAGGUAUUCGUGCAAAGCGUGCCAUCUUGUCCGACAGGAAGCGGUACAACAAUUGUCGAGGCCGACCGGACGACGAUGCUUCAGCAGCAGCAGAACCCAACGAAGUUCCUGGAGUGGCCAAGAAGAGCAGGAUGGUAGACGCAAUCGUUUCGAUCCAGCGAUCAAAGGAGGUGUCGUGGGAGGAGGUCUUGUCGCAUUGGCUUGGUACACGUGGCAUAAUUUCUUCGAGGACGUCAGGCACCCACACAUCACCGAGCAGCCCAAGAAUUACCUCGACUUUGGAGCUGAGCAGUUCCGCGUCAUCUUCCGAGAGAUUACGCCAGGCCCGACAGAUGAAGUCAUAAGAGCUUUGAAAGAGGUAGCGGACGAGUACAGCCCAUGGAUACCUGGAGGACGAGAGUUUGUGGAGAAGUCGUUUAGUGAUCUGCAAAGAGUCAGGAAGCAUCACGAGACAGAAGUCAACGAGAUUGUCAGGGAUACGUACGAUGAGCUGCGAGAUGUCUCCAACAGGAGAAGCGCGAGGCUGGAAGCCGUGAAUGCAACUUGGUACAUCUUGUCGCGAAGAUUGGAAGAGAUCUCAUCUCUUGCUGGGGAUGUUGCACAUCAGAUCCUGGAAAGCCAUCCUGAGAUGAGAGACAAGCUAGACUGCUCUUUUGAUCAGCUCCGACAACUAUGCGAUCGUCUUGGACCUGGUGCGAAGAGAGAGGUUGAUGAGACGUUCAGUGAAGUGUCGAGGAUCGUGAAGCAAGGAGUAGAUGCGAGCACUGCAGACGACAUCCGGCGUAAAGUCCAGGCCAAAGCACAAGAAAUCCGACAAAGAAGCGAUCGUGCUUGGAGUCUGGCGAUGGAGCAGCUCCAGCCGGCACUGGAGCGAAAUCCUCGAGUCAAGCGCAUUGUCGACGAGAACCUGGAGACCUUGAGACAAGGCCGUGCCAAAGAAGUGGCCGAGAAGAUUCGGCAGGCGGUCAUGAGUGGCAGCAAUGGCGAGUUCGAGCGUUACAUCAAGGACUUGUCCACGCGCUACGACACUAUCGAUAAGCGCGACGUGUACGACUCAAAGCGGUAUGAGGGGUUCGAGCUGGCAUAA